Homalodisca vitripennis (glassy-winged sharpshooter) is the source of this 1199-nucleotide messenger RNA. RefSeq names its product protein cornichon homolog 4 (gene cnir). The record is from RefSeq and is a predicted model, not a curated record. Gene Ontology annotation, cellular component: COPII-coated ER to Golgi transport vesicle; endoplasmic reticulum membrane. Gene Ontology annotation, biological process: endoplasmic reticulum to Golgi vesicle-mediated transport. The transcript is spliced from 5 exons. NCBI's taxonomy places the organism in Eukaryota, Metazoa, Arthropoda, Insecta, Hemiptera, Cicadellidae. Bases 143 to 604 code for a protein of 153 amino acids.
AACCUGAGGUUGUUAGCGGUUGGAUUGGAGAUUUGAGGUUAUAAAAUAAAGCGUUUAUUCUAGAGUUUAGUAAUUCUGUGAACGUUUAUAAAAUAAAAUAAAAAUUAAUUUUGAUACUUAAGUGUGAAAACUAUUAUUGAAUAUGAGUGAACCUUUAGUAUUUGCAUUUUCAUUAGUUGAUACUGGGGCAGUUCUGUUCUUGCUGGUAUAUUUUGUUAUAACACUUUCAGAUCUAGAAUGUGAUUAUCUGAAUGCUCAACAAUGCUGUUCAAAACUCAAUAUGUGGGUGAUCCCCAAGCUCCUGGCUCAUGCACUGAUUGUAAUCCUGUUUCUCCUCUAUGGUUGGUGGAUUCUGGCCCUCACCAAUAUUCCUAUGGUCGUUUGGAUGAGCUAUGAAUACGCGAUGGUACCGUCAGGAAACACAGGUGUGUACGAUCCCACAGAGAUACACAAUCGAGGACAGCUCAAGAAGCACAUGCGAGACUGUAUGAUAUCAUUAGGCUGGUACCUGGUCACCUUCUUUAUUUAUCUCUACUGUAUGAUAAUCUCUCUCCUCAAAGAGAAUCCCCUGGAAAAAGACACAUCUCACCUCAACGAGUUCUAAGUCAACAUAGAAGACAAGUCCGAACGUGACAGGACAUCACCGUGCUUUGAAUCUCUAGUCACCGCCGACUGACUCAUGUUUGUCUGACGAUGCGUCAGAUUUUAUUCUCUCAGAGUUUUGUUGUAAGAAAUAUUUUCUGGAUUGGAGUCACAGUUAUCUAUAAAUUGUUGUUGCAAGUUUGUCAGUUGCUCAUUGUGGAUUGGGUUGCUUUAACUCCUUAACUGCUACGCCUGUGUUAACACGGGCGAUCUCACUUUGCAUUAAACUGCCACACCACGUGCCAAACCGUUGCUUCACUACACAAUAAUCAGCAGCCAUAAAAUGAUAUAGUGUUUAUUUCAACUACUACAAGUCCAAGUAGUGCUGUUUAACUGCUACUACACUCUGACGGUCAACUAAAGAAUUAUCGCGAAAGCACAUGGUGAAGUUUUACCUGGACGUUAGAAACAAAACGUUGCUGUUUUCUAGUUUUUUAAAUUGCAUUUUUGAAGUUGCCACUGUAAUUUUUUCUAUUUUGAUUAUGGUUCAGUCAGUCUGGCAAUACUAGAAAUAUAAUGUACUGCUUUUUUUGUAUUAAUAAAAUUUUAUUAAUGUU